CUUGGAACUUAGCUAUUACUAGUUUGACGUUAGACGUGUGGUGGAUGAACAUUGGAAGAAGAUGGCAGAGAAGUGCGUUGUUCCUGAUAAUGAGGGAGUUCCUGUAUUAACAUCCAAAAGAUGGAUUCUGGCCUACGUGGCCAUCGUCGGCUUCUUCUUCCUCUACUGCGUCCGCACCAACAUCAGCGUGGCCAUCGUGUGUAUGGUGAAGACGCAGCAGAUGAACAUUACCACCGCCGGCAACCUCACACAGGAGAAUCUCGCAGAUGUGACUCAAAGCUGUACCAUUGAGGAAUCCAAAGGGUUUGAUACAGCAGAGUUUGACUGGGACAAGUCUAUACAGUCGGCCAUCUUGUCAUCGUUCUUCUAUGGUUAUCUCUUGCUGCAGAUACCAGGGGGGUGGUUGGCGGUACGGUUCGGGGGAAAGAGGGUCAUAGGCUACAUGUUUGUGGUCAAUGCCUUGACCACCCUCCUGGUACCCGUGUGUGCUAGGGUGGACUACAGGCUCGUCAUGGCGCUGAGAAUACUCCUCGGCAUAUCAUCCUCUGUUACAUAUCCAGCCAUGCAGUCAAUGUGGGGUUUGUGGGCCCCGCCGCUUGAGAGAAGCAGACUAGCAUCUUUUACCUACUCAGGUUCUCUGAUCGGAAACAUCUUCGCUUUUUCUGCAUCAGGACUUCUUUGUGAAUACGGAUUUGACAACGGUUGGGGGUCAAUUUUCUACAUUAUAGGCAUUGGUACGUUCCUGUGGGCCUGCCUAUGGAUGUUGGUCGUUGCUGACUCACCAUCCAAACACCCGACUAUAUCCAAACAAGAGAGGCGCUACAUCAUUGACAGUAUUGGAGACAAGGAUGAUGAGGUUCGGUCUACGCCGUGGAAGAAGCUGUUUCUGUGCCGAGCCAACUGGACCUGUCUAACAGCUCACUUCUGCAACAACUGGAUGCACUACACUCUCAUGACCAGCCUUCCCACCUUCAUGAAGGCCGUACUCAAGUUCGACAUCAAAACGAACGGAGUGUUGUCAGCUGUCCCAUACAUAGCCAUGGUGGUGUUGUCCAUUGCUGGUGGACAACUGGCAGACUGGCUCAUAAAGAACUAUUUCUCAACAAGAUUUGUCCGACGUAGUUUCCAAUCUGUUUCAUUUCUGUGCAGUGCCGCCUGUCUGGUCGGUGUUGGUUUUGUGACGUGUGAGAACAGAUACGUGGCCGUGGCCCUCCUAACGACGGCAGUCGGUCUGGAGGGACUAGUCAACUCUGGCUACAUGGUCAACACCAUCGACUUCGCCCCGAGAUAUGCAGGUCUUCUCUUUGGUAUCAACAAUACCAUAUCGACAAUACCAGGAAUGCUGGCACCCCUGGUCGCCGGUGCCCUUACCCCCAAUGACACGCCUGAAGAAUGGAGGAACGUCUUCUACGUUUGUGCCGGUUUGAUAUCCCUGGGAGCUCUCGUGUUCGGCUGUACUGCUCAGACCGAUUUGGAACCGUGGGCACGAGCAGCGAACUCCGAAGUGACUGUAGCUCCCCCUACACCUGCCAAAAAGCUCCCUGAAGAACACGGCGUGGAACCAACAUCAAAAGAAGCAUCUGUAAUCUGCAGCGAACGUCUUUGAACUCGAAUCGAGUUAUUAGAUUUCUACAUUAUUCCAGUUGGGAACUUCGUCCACACUCCUUUUAACCAAGAUUCGAACAUCGGACCUAUACGUCAACUCAAUUAAUCAAAUUCAUGUUGUAUUUUAAUGUGAGGGACCAUUUGCCGUCAUCGUUUUGCCAGAAACAUGAACUUCAACUCGACCGUUUUAUUAGCAAUUACUCGGUCAGACACUUGUCUUACAACGACUUGUUUUUCUUAAGGUAUCCAGCGAGUGAAAAUAUUAUGAUCAAUAAAAUAGAGUUAUUUGUAUCACCUUAAGUGAUGAAAAGUGUACGGCAUUCUCGGAAUAAUGUAUCAAAGACACAUUAUCGCAAGAAAGCCUUCAUAUUUUAGUGAUUUCGUAUGUUAAAAUAUUUACAAAGCUUGUGUGGUCCUGUUGUUUGCGAUUAUAGGUCUCUUGAGCGGAA
Haliotis rubra (blacklip abalone) is the source of this 2054-nucleotide messenger RNA. RefSeq lists its product as uncharacterized. NCBI's taxonomy places the organism in Eukaryota, Metazoa, Mollusca, Gastropoda, Lepetellida, Haliotidae. Gene Ontology annotation, biological process: monoatomic anion transport; transmembrane transport. Bases 62 to 1606 code for a protein of 514 amino acids. Gene Ontology annotation, molecular function: transmembrane transporter activity. The transcript is spliced from 11 exons. The record is from RefSeq and is a predicted model, not a curated record.